GUUGGACGAAGCGGACCGUAUGAUCGACAUGGGCUUCGAGCCCGACAUACAGAAGAUCCUCGAGUAUAUGCCCGUCACUAACAUCAAGCCCGACACCGAUGAGGCCGAAGACGAACAGAAACUAAUGGCUAAUUAUAAGUCGAAACAUAAGUACAGACAGACUGUUAUGUUUACGGCAACAAUGCCUCCGGCGAUCGAAAGACUGGCGCGAACUUAUUUGCGACGCCCGGCAAACGUCUACAUCGGUUCAGCGGGCAAACCGACCGAACGAACGGAACAAACCGUUUAUAUCUGUUCGGAGAACGAGAAGCGCAAGAAACUGAUGACCAUUUUGGAGGCCGGAGUCGAACCGCCGGUUAUUAUAUUCGUGAACCAGAAGAAAGGCGCCGACGUUUUGGCCAAAAGUCUGGACAAAUUGGGUUUCUCUUCCUGUACUCUUCACGGAGGCAAAGGUCAGGAGCAGAGAGAGUACGCUUUGGCCAGUCUUAAGACCGGAGCCAAAGACAUUCUGGUGGCCACUGAUGUCGCCGGUCGUGGUAUUGACAUCAAGAAUGUCUCACUUGUUAUCAAUUACGAUAUGGCGAAGUCUAUUGAAGAUUAUACGCAUAGAAUCGGUCGGACGGGUAGAGCGGGAAAGACAGGUCAAGCCAUCUCUUUCCUCACUAAAGAUGAUUCGCAUCUAUUCUACGAUUUGAAGGCACUGUUGAUGUCAUCGCCGGUCUCCACGUGUCCGCCAGAGUUGGCCAAUCAUCCCGAGUCUCAACACAAACCCGGAACUGUUGUGCAGAAGAAACGCAAAGACGAAACUAUAUUU
Molecule: messenger RNA, 814 nt
Organism: Medioppia subpectinata
Lineage: Eukaryota; Metazoa; Arthropoda; Arachnida; Sarcoptiformes; Oppiidae
Source: the annotation of a GenBank genome assembly